Molecule: messenger RNA, 1329 nt
Organism: Alternaria arborescens
Lineage: Eukaryota; Fungi; Ascomycota; Dothideomycetes; Pleosporales; Pleosporaceae
Exons: 1
Coding region: 1-1329 (442 amino acids)
Molecular function (GO): nucleotide binding
Source: RefSeq, a predicted model, not a curated record
AUGGCUUCGUCCCAAGUCAAGCGCUAUGUCAUUGUAGGCAUGGGCGUCAGAUCCGCAUUUUACUACCAAAGCAUCAUCCAAGAUUUUAAAUCGGUCGCUGCAGUAGUGGGCAUAUGCGACACGAACCAGACGCGUAUGAAAGCUGCCAACGAUCGAAUGGUCGAGCUGGGCGGCGAGCGUGUCUCAAUGUAUAAGGCAGAAGACUUCGACAAGAUGGUCAAGGAGCAAAAGGCUGACGUCGUCAUCGUUACCACCAUCGACAAAUUCCAUCAUGUAUACUGCAUCCGUGCCAUGGAGCUGGGCUGCGACGCAAUUACUGAGAAGCCAAUGACCAUCGAUGAAGAGAAGCUCCAAGCUAUGAUCGAUGCCGAGAAGAGGACGGGAAAGCAAGUUCGUGUCCUCUUCAAUUAUCGAUAUGCGCCUCAUCACACCAAGAUGCGCGAACUUAUCGACUCAGGCGUCAUCGGCGAGGUUUCGACCGUGCAUAUGGACUGGAUCCUGGACUGCGCACAUGGAUCCGAUUUCAUGCGCCGAUGGCAUCGGAACAAGGACACCAGUGGUGGCAUUCAGAUGCACAAGUCGAUCCACCACUUUGAUUUGGUACAUUACUGGCUGAAUACCGAACCGGAGAAUGUCUACUGCGUUGGCAGUCUGCGAUUCUACGGUAAAGAGAAUGCGGAACGACGUGGAGAGAAGAACCUCGGCGAGCGGUAUCUCAACAACGAGGCUGCCAAAGACGACCCGUUUGCCAUUCACAUCGAUCAAAAUGCCCAACUAAAGAAGCUUUAUUUGGAGGCUGAGCACGAGGAUGGCUACAUUCGUGACCGUAACUGCUUCGCUGAAGGUAUCACCAUUGAAGACAAUCUCUCUAUGGUAAUCAAGUACAAGAACAAAGCUGUCAUGACGUACAAUACGUAUGCUUACGCUCCAUGGGAGGGUUAUCGUUGCGUUUUCAACGGCAGCAAGGGCCGCAUUGAGAUCAAUGUCGUCGAGGGCGGAUACUCAGCUGGUGGCGAGACCAUCACCAACGAAGGGCUUGGUGAACUUGAAGCCAACUACAUACAAGGUGGUGUGGAGAAGACAAAUAUCGUCGUCUAUCCGUUGUGGGGAAAACCGUACGUGGUGGAUGUCGUCAAAGGCGAAGGCGGCCAUGGCGGGGGAGACCCUCUGCUACUAAAGGAUGUCAUCGUAGGAAGCGAGGGCGAGGACAGCUUUAAGAGAGCUGCGUAUAUUCGUGAUGGCGGAAAUGCUGUUCUUGUCGGCGUUGGUGCAAAUAAGUCCAUGGAAUCUGGCUUGCCUAUACAAGUACAGGAUUUGGUUAAAUGGUAG